UGUUGCUAACCAGCCAUCUUGACACACUUUCUACUGUAAACAGGUGCGAGGUUAACAUUUUUACAGGUAUUCGUGCCAAAAUUGACUUUCGAGCAGCAAUAGGACCCUUAAAAGUUAAAGUAGUGCAGUUAUCAUGCCACUCAUAGAGGAAAUCGGUGAUGAUGUACCAAUAUGUGUAGAAGAGGGAAAUAAGAUUGAAAUUAAGGACAUUCAAGGGGAGGAUGAAAUUAUGCAAGAAAAACUCAAGAAAGAAGGGGAAGAAGACAAUAAAGUUAAAGAAAAAAGAGAAGAAGAAUCUCAAGCAGAGAGUGUGAGCCAAAAGGAUGCAGACACAGAAAAAAAGGAAGAGGAAAAAGACAAAUGGCCAAGAUUGAAUAAGAAGAUGCUAAGGGAUCAUUGUAAAGCACUGAAACUCUAUCUUACACCUGAACUCAAUGAUGUUCUCUACUUACAUUAUAAAGGUAUCUUCAAAAUUGAGUCCCUUGAGGAGUACACAGGCCUUAAAUGUCUGUGGCUAGAGUCCAAUGGAAUAAGUAAGAUCGAAAACCUUGACCACCAAAAAGAGCUGAGGUGCUUGUACCUACAUCAAAACCUGAUCAAGAAAAUUGAAAAUCUCGAGCCAUUGCAGAACCUUGCCACUCUGAACCUUAGCAACAACCUGAUCAGCAAAAUUGAAAACCUCUCUUGCCUGCCACACCUGGGCACUCUGCUAAUCAGCCAUAACAAACUGACAACAGCAGAAGACCUGGAACAUUUGGCUGAGUGUGAGGCCAUCAGCAAUCUGGACCUGUCCCAUAACAAAAUUGAAGAUCCUGCCUUCUUAAAAGUGCUGACUCAAAUGAAAAGCCUGAGGGUACUCAACAUGAUGGGUAACCCAGUGAUAAGGAAGAUAGAGCACUACAGAAAGACUGUAAUUGCCACACUAAAGGAGUUGACGUACCUGGAUGACCGGCCUGUGUUUCCCAAGGAGCGGGCCUGUGUGGAGGCAUGGGCUGUAGGGGGAAGGGAGGCUGAGAAAGCAGAGCGCGAUAGAUGGGUUGCAGAAGAGAGGAAGAAAAUCUCUGACAAUGUUGAUGCUAUGAUGGAUAUCAGAAAAAAAGCAGUGGCAAAAAGACUGGAGAAGGAAGUUCGUGAGAAAUUAGUGGCUGAAGGGAAAAGUGUAGAUAAUGUGAAAAUAGAAUGUGACUUGGACUCUAUUGACUGGCUGUACGGAUCAGGAAAUGUUACUGUUACUAGGGAAGAUGGCACACAGGAGACCAUCAACAUUAAUAGGAACCCUCCAGAAGAUGCUUCUGAGCAACCUGCAGUGAAGGAAACAAGGCAGAAUGACAUAUUUGGGCAAGGUGAUGAGGAGACCAAGACUGAGACAGAAAAUGCAAAGAACAUUCAGUGCUCAGCAGCUAGAGAAUCACAGGCAAACCAGUCUGAAUCGGGUCAUCUGCAAACAUCAGAAGAACCAGAAGAAAUUCCUUUUAUCAGACCAAAUAAUAUAGAGGAAACAGGCUCCAUAUUCACACGCGAAAAACAAAGUUCCAAUCAGAAUUCCACCAAUAUGUUCAUUGAGGAGAUAGUUUCAGGGUGUGUUGCUGAACAACCAGAACCAAGGAAGAAGACACUGAUAACAGAGCUUCCAGAUGAGGAGUCUAUAGAAACACUUAAUAUUGCAGGGGACUUUGAGAUGGAAGAUAUUCCAGAUCUAGAAGAUGUUGAUGAAACAGGUGAACCAAUCCUUACAGAUAAAGAGGAAACUGUUUACAAGCCCAAGAUUGAAGUUCUAGAUGGAGAUGAAGACCUAGACUGGCUAGAUGAUUUAUCACAGGGAAACAAGCCAACAGAACUGAACACAGACGAUCCUGUUUCUUCAAAACCCAUACAAAUGUUGGUAGAGGACAUAACCCCAAAUAAAAGUUCAAGCAAUGAACAGUCCGAAAUGGCAAGGCAGUCAACAGAAUUAUUGGAAAAUCUUAGUAAUAUCUCUCAAUCAAAAGUUGGCAAAAGUCGGUUGAUGGACUUCUCAAAAGAGGAAGCAGAGAAUAAAACUUUGACAACAGAGCAGAAAAUUCAAAGGCUUGCAGAGAGUGUAGGAGAAACAAAAGCCAAACCCUCAAUACCCUAUGAUCCAGAACUUGAGGGCCUUGACUGAACUCCCUUUAUAUUGUAAUGUAUAUAGUAUAAGCUAAAGAUUAAAAAUAUCUUCCGUCCUGUGGUUUCAAUGAAACACCUCAUGGAUUAGUCACCUUAAAAACUUUAUGUAUACAAUGAUUUUAAUUU
Lingula anatina is the source of this 2271-nucleotide messenger RNA. RefSeq lists its product as uncharacterized. NCBI's taxonomy places the organism in Eukaryota, Metazoa, Brachiopoda, Lingulata, Lingulida, Lingulidae. The record is from RefSeq and is a predicted model, not a curated record. Gene Ontology annotation, molecular function: protein binding; dynein complex binding. Gene Ontology annotation, cellular component: axoneme. Gene Ontology annotation, biological process: axoneme assembly.